Molecule: messenger RNA, 11181 nt
Organism: Yamadazyma jaroonii
Lineage: Eukaryota; Fungi; Ascomycota; Pichiomycetes; Serinales; Debaryomycetaceae
Source: the annotation of a GenBank genome assembly
AUGGGGGAAGAUAAAGACAAGCCCAAUGAUAUUAGGGACCAGUUGUCUGACAUCCAGAAUAGAUUAUUCAGUUUGGGGUCUAAGACAAAAUCACCCCAAAAGAAAUUAAGUAGUCCUAAAAUCAAUGAAAGAGAUAGAAUAGAUCAUGGACUAGAACAAAGAGAUCAUAGAGACAAAAGAUCACCAAGACCUAAUCUUGAUACCAGUUUGAUGCCUUCCACCCCUUCUUUAGGACCCGAAGCUAAAGGUAAUGAUAUGAACUAUGUUGUGGGAUUAAGUCAGAAUUUAGUUUCGGAGUGUAGAAGAUUAAAUGGUGAAAAUCAAAAAUUGAAAACUAGAUUGAAAGCUGGUAAUGAAGAAAUGGAUAAUUUAAAACAACAAAUUUUAAUGUUACAGAGUAGAAGAGAAGCUCAAGUUAAUAAUGAGAGUGAUUUGAAAGAUAAAAAUUGGGAAUUAGAAUCGAAAAUUUUGGUUUUGAAUGAAAAGAUUCAAGAAAUAUCCGUUUCUAAAGAUAAAUUAGUAUCUUUAACCAAAGACCAAGAUUUGAAAAUAAGCAAUUAUCAAAAGAUAAACGAAGACCUUCAAGUUAAAUAUAAUAAUUAUUUCGCUACCAAUGAAAAAUUGAAGGCCAAUCAUAAUAAAGAAUUAACAUUAUUGAAUGACAGAAUCCAAGAAUUGAAUGAUGAAAAUGAUCAAUUGACUGAAAAACUUAAUAGUAAGACCAUUUCUAAAGACGAAGAUGACAUUAGAAUGUUAGAGCCACCUAGAUUGAUACCUCAAGCCAUUGAAGAAGGUGAUGAUGACGAAGAAAUUGAUUUUGAUAGUUUAAUGGUGGAUACUAAUCCUCAUGAAAUUUCUAAUAUCGAAGGUAAUAAUCCUGCAUUGGAAAUAGAAACUUUGAAAGCAUCUUUAAUUCAUUCCAAUCAAACUAUUGCUAAAUUAAGAUCGAGUUUAUUGAAGUAUAAAGCUGAAAUAACUAAAGAAUCACCUAAUAAGAAAGGAGGUAAGAAAUUGAAAACCAAAGAACUUGCAUCUAACAGGAACUCAACUUUGCUUUCAUCAAUUUCACCAUCAAAAAGGAAUUCAGCUUCAAUUUCACCAUCAAAGAGAAAUUCCAAAUUCAUGGUUUUAGAUAAUGAAAGUCAAGAAUUUCCAACUGAAGAUGGUCAAUGGGAAGAUUUUAUUGGUGAUGAUUUAGAUCCUUCAAAAUCCAAGAGAUUCUCCAUGAUUAAUAGUACUACAAUCAAUGAUUCAGAAGAUUCUCCAAAACAUCAUAAAGAAGUUAAUAUGGUACAAGCUACAGGUGAUCACACUAUGCCUUAUUUGAUUCAAUCAGAUUCCGAUUCUGAUGGUGAUGAUACCGCAGCUGCCAAAUCUAUUUUAUCAAGAGAUUUAUUGGAUACCGAAGUUCAACCAAAGAAACAAAUUGAAGAUUAUGCUAGAGAUAAUAAUUUAAUUUUAAUACCUUUUGAAAAAUAUGAAGAGUUAUUAUCUAAUGAUGUUGGAUCAAUCAGUGAUGAGAAAUUCAAAGAUUUAGCUAAAUCCAAAGGAUAUUUGGCUCUCACCACCAAAGAAGUUGAUUUACUUAAUGAUGAAUUAGAAAUGAAGAAGAAAUUACAAUCAAAAGGAUUAGUUACCAUCGAUCAACAACACUAUGAAAGUUUGAAAUCAACUCAAAAGGAAAAUGAAUCAUUGAAACUGAUUAAAGAAUCUUAUGAAUCACCUUCUUUAGAUUAUCUUCAACAAUCAUGUGAUGGAAUGGGAUAUAAAGCAAUUAAAAUCCAAGAAUUCGAAGACAUGACUGAUCUUAUACAAGAUCCUUCCGAACAUUAUUUGAUUGAAAAUUGUAAACGGAAAAACCUUGUUGCCAUUUCUAAUGAUAAGUUUAAACAUUUCACUAAGAUUGAAAUCGAUCAUGAUAAACCUUCAAUUGAAUAUAUCAAAACUCAAGCCAAUAAUCUUGGAUUGAUUGUUGCAUCAUCAACAGUUUAUGACCAAUUAACUAAGAAUGCUAACACUCCAUCCAUUGAACACUUAUCAUCAAAAGCUAAAGAUCUUAAUAUGGUUGUAAUUGAUGAGAAUCAUCAUAAGAAACUUUUAAAUCCUCAAUUACCAGAUUUAGUCAACCAUGCUGAUAAUCAUGACCAUAAGUUAAUAACCAACGAUAAGUACAAAGAAUUAAACCAAUUAGCUAAUGAACCAUCUAUUGAUCAUUUACGUAACAAAUUAAUUACUCAUAAACAUACCAUGUUACCAUUAGAUGACUAUGAUAAAUUAGUAGAAUCAUCAGAAAGACCAUCAGUUGAACAAAUCACUGAAAGAGCUAAGAAUUUAGGAUAUUCAAUUAUUAAAAUCAAAGAAUUACAAGAUUUGGAAAAAUCAGCUAAAGAUCCAAGUCUUAAUCAAAUAAAAGUUCAAGCUGAAAAAUUGGGUUUGGUGACAUUACCACGUAAAGAUUAUACUGAAUUGUAUAGGUCAGCUCAUGAUCCAAGUAUUGAAGAAUUAGAAACUAAGAUUAAAUCCAAAGGAUUUGAAGUCAUUAAUACCCAAGAGUUAGAAAGAUUAACUCACUUAGAAGCUGACCCUUCAUUAGACUUCAUCAAAUCUAAGAUUCCAACUUCCCAUAAACUCUUAACUGUAGAGAAAUUGGAUCAAUUGAAUUCAGCCAUUGACAAACCAAGUGUUGAUUAUUUGAAAGAUAAAGCCAAUGAUUUAGAAUUUGAUUUGAUAUCACAAGAAGACCAUCAACAAUUAUUGAAAACAGCUCAUGAUCCCGAAUUAGAUCAUUUGGUCAAAUUGGCUAAUGGUAAAGAUCAUACCCUAAUAACUUCAGAAUCUCAUAGAGAUUUACUUCAAACUGUAAAUAGUCCUUCCUUUGACCAUGUUGAAUCCAAGGCCAAAUCUCUUGGUUAUUCAGUAAUUGAACAAGAUAAAUUGAAUCAAUUACAGAAAGAUUUGGAUUCUCCUACCAAAGAAUAUCUUCAACUUAAAGCUACUAAAUUCGAUUGUUUGUUGAUUGAUGAUUCAAGUUAUAAUGAAUUGAAGAGAAAGGUUGAACAACCAACAAUUGAAGAAUUAACUUCACUGGCUGAAAAACUCGGUUAUGUGACUGUGGAUUCCCAAAAAUUCAAUAAACUCACCAAAGAUGCCAAUACUCCUUCGGUAGACCACUUACAUGAUAAAUCUAAAGCUCAUGGUAUGGUUUUGGUAGACGAAAAGGAACAUCAAAACUUAAGAGCUUUAGCCCAUGAACCUGAUCAUGACCAUAUUAAAUCUGUUGCUGAGAAGUUGGGUCUUGUAACUAUUGGAGCUGGUGCCCACAAGUUAUUGAGUGAUCAAGCCGAGAAUCCUUCGUUAGAUAAGGUCAAGGAUAUUGCUGGUCAACACGGUUUAACUACAUUAUCCAAAGAUGAACACAUGAAAUUGGUCGAAACCCACGCUAAACCAUCUUUAGAUCAUUUAGUUGAAAAAGCUAAACUUCACAAACAUAUAGUGGUGCCAGAAGACGAAUAUGAAACCAUCACCGCCAUGGCCACUACCCCAUCAAUCGAUCAUUUGUCCGAAAAAGCUAAAAACCAUGAUCAUGUGGUUAUACCUGUUAACGAAUAUGAGGAUAUUACCACCAUGGCUAAAUCUCCAUCUUUAGAUCAUCUUAAGUCUAAGAGUAAAGAUUUAGAUCACGUGAUCAUACCUGUAUCUGACUUCAAGAGUCUUUCUGAGAAUGCUAAUUCUCCUUCAAUUGAUCAUAUCAAAUCAAAGAUUGAUGCUUUAGGACAUGUGGUUGUUCCUUCUGAUGAAUAUGAGAAAACUUCCAAAUUGGCCAAUGAACCAUCCGUUGAGCAUCUUAAAUCAAAGAGUGAAGCUUUGGAUCAUGUGUUAAUACCAUCCAAAGAAUAUAAUGAACUUUCAUCUACUGCUAACGAACCAUCUUUAGAUCACAUCAAAUCGAAAGUAGGAUCAUUGGGUCAUGUUGUGAUACCGAAAGAAGACUACGAAGAUAUUUCAUCCAAUGCCAACCAACCAUCUUUGGACCACAUUAAGUCCAAGGUCGAUGCUUUGGAUCAUGUUGUUGUUCCAAAAGACGAGUUCCAUACUAUCAGAAAGAAUGCUGAAGAACCGACGAUCGAUCACAUUAAGUCCAAGGUCGAUGCUUUGAAUCAUGCUGUUGUUCCAAAAGACGAGUUACUUACCAUCAGAAAGAAUGCUGAACACCCAACGAUCGAUCACAUCAAAUCUAAGGUAACUUCAUUGAAUCAUGUAGUGGUUCCAGUUGAAGAAUAUCAUGAAAUCACUCAAAAAGCUCAUGAACCUUCAAUUGAACAUAUAAAAACUAAAGUUCAAGCUUUAGAUCACGUAGUGGUACCCACAGAAGAUCACAAUACUCUCCAGAAACUUGCCCAUGAACCUACCAUUGAUCACGUGAAAUCUAAGUUACAAGCCUUGGAUCAUGUGGCUGUCAAGUCAGACGAUUACAACCAACUUCUCAAACUGGCUAAUGAACCAUCAUUGGAUAUGAUUGCCAAACAUGCUGAAAACAACAACCAUUUGAUCUUAUCUAACGAUGAAUACAAGAAACUCGAUGUGUUAGCUAAUAAACCGCCAUUGGACCACAUCAUGACCCACGGAAAAACCCAUGAUCAUGUUGUCAUUCCUUCAAAUGAAUACGAAACCUUGGAAUCCAAAGCUAAUAAGCCAAGUAAAUCUCACAUUACAGCAGCCGCUACUGCUUUAGGUUUAACUACUUUAGGUUUAAGUGAAUACGAUCAUCUUAAAUCUCGUGCUGAAAAGCCCGACAUCGAUCAUGUUAGCUCCAAGGCAAAAGAUUUGGGCUUCUCCGUUAUUGAGAAAGAUCAACUUCAACAGUUACAAUCCACUGUACAAAAUCCUCAUAUCGACCAUAUCAAAGAGAAAGCCAAGGCUCAAGGAUAUUCUGUGUUACAAGAAUCUGAAUUGAACAACUUGACGGCUCUUGCAGAAAAUCCAUCUCAUGAACAUGUGAAAUCAAAGGCCGAACUUCUUGGUUUGGUCACUUUACCUAAGGAAGAAUUAAAGACAUUGAAGAAUCCAUCUAUUGAUGCUAUCCAUUCUCAUGCUUCCGAGCAUGGUCAUAUCGUGUUACCUCAAUCUGACCAUGAAAGCUUGUUAAAUCCUUCAAAAGAUCAAAUUGUAUCAUUGGCAUCACGUCAUAACAGUUCUUUGGUUGAUAAUGAGAAGCUUGAUCAAUUGAAGUCAAUCAAUGAAAAACCAUCCAAGGAAUUCUUAACUACCAAGGGUAAAGCUCGUGGAUUAGUAGUGAUUGAAGAAUCAGAUCAUAAGAAAUUAUUAUCAGAAGCUAACGACUUCACCCCUGAAAAGGUUAUUGCUAAAGCUAAAGAACUUGAUAUGAUAGCCUUACCUAAACACAAAUAUGAAUCCAUGGUUGAAAAUAUCGAUAAACCAGGUAAGGAAUAUUUGAGUGAAAAGUCAGCUGCUUUAGGAUUGACUUUAAUAGGAACAAGUGAAUUAUCAAGUUUGAUGGAAAAAUUAGAAUCCCCUUCAUUAGAAUAUUUGACCACCAAAGCUAAAAGCUUUGAUCUUGUUCUUAUCAAGGACAGUGAAUUAGAUGAACUCAAGAAUCAAAUUUCUUCCCCAUCUAAGGAUUACAUCAACAAGCAUGCUGGUGCUUUGGGAUUAUCAGUAUUAGCAGUCGGAGCAUUGAAAUCAUUGACUUCAAAAGCGGAAACUCCUGAUUUAGAUCAUAUAAAGAAACAUGCUGAUUUGAAUGGUCAAAUAUUGGUUAGAAAAGAAGAUUAUACCUCAAUGACCAAUAAACUUGAACAUCCAUCUUUGGAAUAUUUGAAAUCUCAUGCUGCUGCUUUGGACUACACUUUAACUUCACUCGAAGAGUAUGAAAAAUUAUCUUCUAUCUUCUCAUCUCCUACUAGAGAACAUUUAGAAGAAAAAGCUGAAAACAGUGGUCUUGUAGUUGUUCCAAAAGAAGAUUAUAAUGAUUUGAAAGAACAAUUCAAGAACCCUAGUGUUGAUUAUUUGAAGGAUAAUGCUAAGAAGAAUGAUAUGGUUUUGAUUGCCCACAAAGAUUACGAUCAAUUGCAACAAUCUAUUGACCAACCUGAUGUCAAAUAUUUGACCUCUAAAGCUACACAACUAGGUUUUUCUUUGAUUGAAGUCAAUGAACUUGAAAAGCUUAAUGAUUCGAUCAAUUCUCCAACAAAGGAAUUCCUUGAAUCCAAGGCUGCUAAGUAUCAUGAAACAUUAAUAAGUACCAAAUCUUUGGAAUCUUUGAAAGCUCAAAUCGAAACCCCUUCAAAAGUAUAUCUUGAAGAGAAGAGUAAAGCCCAAGGGUUGGUUUUGGUUGAAGAUGCCCACCUUAAAGAUCUUGUAAGUAAAGCAGAAACUCCUGAUUUAGACCAUUUGAAGACCAAAGCUAAACAUCAUGAAUCUUUAGUUGUUUCUGAAUCCGAUUAUGAUAAGUUGAUGCAACCUUCAAAAGAAGACUUGGAAGUCUCAGCACGUAAAUUAGGACUUUUAACCGUACCUAAGGCUGACUACGAGGAGUUGAAUUUCAAACUCGAACAACCAUCAUUAGAAUACUUGACUGAGAAAUCAGCUGAUCUUGAACAUGCUUUGGUUCCUAGUAACAAAUUGAAAGAAUUUGAACGUUUGUCAACUAAACCUACUAAAGAUGAUUUGAUGAAGCUCGGUGGUAUCAUUGGUGUUACUGCUAUAGCCUCUAAUGAAUUGAAAGAGUUGAAAGAAACUGCUCAUUCCCCAUCUUUGGAUCAUAUCACAUCUAAAGCUGAAAAACAUGGAGUUGUAGUUAUCCCAUCAUCUGAACAUGAUUCUAUGAAGAAGGAAUUAUCUAAGUCUGUUCACGAUAAAGCUGCAGAAUCUGGAUUGGUUGCUAUUCCUGUCAAGGAACAUGAAGAUAUGAAAGUCGAAUUAGCCCGAACCAUUGAAGACAAAGCUGCGGAAUCUGGAUUGGUAACUAUUCCAAUCGAUGAACAUAAAUCCAUGAAAUCUGAAUUAGCUAAAUCCAUUCAUGAUAAAGCUACAGAAUCAGGACUUGUGGUUCUUGACCAACAGACCCAUGAUGGUAUGAAGAUGGAAUUAGCCAAGUCAGUUCACGAUAAGGCUAAGGAAUCAGGAUUGAUAGCAUUGCCGGUUGAAGACCACGAAGCCAUGAAGAUGGAAUUAGCUAAAUCUAUUCAUGAUAAGGCCAAAGAAUCAGGCAUGAUAGCUUUACCAGUCGAAGAUCACGAAAUUAUGAAACUGGAGUUGGCCAAAUCUAUCCACGAUAAAGCUAAAGAAUCCGGUUUAGUGACUUUACCAGUAGAGGACCAUGAGACUAUGAAAGCUGAAUUAGCCAAGUCCAUCCAUGAUAGGGCCAAAGAAUCAGAUUUGGUGGUUAUCCCAAGCAAAGAUCAUGAAUCAAUGAAAGCUGAAUUAUCCAGAUCAAUUCAUGAUAAAGCUAAAGAUGCAGGUUUAAUAGCUAUUGGUAUUGAAGACCACGAAUCUAUGAAAGCAGAAUUGUCCAAAUCAAUCCAUGACAAAGCCAAAGAAUCAGGAAUGAUUGCAUUACCUCUUGAAGAGCACGGUAAAAUGAUGAAGAAGAUUUCUGAACCAACAUUAGAUGACUUACAUUCCCAUGUCAAAAACCAUGAUCAUGUAAUUGUUCCAAAUGAUGAUUUCAAGAAAUUAAACUACCAAGCUAACAAAUCUAUUAACGAUUUAGCAGCUGAAGGAAACAUGAAAGUGUUGAGUAAAGAUGAAUAUGAUGAUUUGGUCAAGAAAGUUGAUUCUCCUGAUCACAGCCAUUUAUCCUCUAAAGCUACAGCCUUGGGUAUGUCUAUUAUCGGUGCUGGAGAAUUGCUUAAGUUGAAGAAUUAUAAAUCAACUCCAAUCGAUGAUUUAGCCAAAGAACAAGGUAAAGUAUUGGUCUCCAAAGAUGAAUACAACGAAUUGAAAUCUUUAUCCCAAGCUCCAGAUUUGGAUCACGUGAUAACCAAGGCUGCGGAUCAUGGCCAUAGUGUUAUUGCCCAUGAUGAUUUGAAAGAAUUGACUCAACCAUCAGUUGAACGUAUUAGAUCGUUAGCUUCAGAUUCUGGUCAUAGUGUCAUUGCUAAAGACGAUUUGAAACAACUUGAGGAAGAUUUGAAACAACUCAAAGUUCAAGCCAAUGAACCUAUCGAAGACAAAGCCACUAAAUUGGGUAAAGUUGUGGUUGAUAAACAAGAGUUUGAGGAUUUAUCUACCAAAGUUAAUGAAUUACAAACCAAAUUAGAUCAACCUGAUCUCGAUUAUGUUAAAUCUAAAGCCGUGGGCCAUACUGUGGUCCCAACUACAGACUAUAAUGCAUUGGUAUUGAAAUCAGAAAGUUUAGAUAGGCAAGUGGCUCAACCAGAUUUGGAAUAUCUUAAAUCUAAAGUUGGCAGCCAUGACCAUGUGUUGAUUCAUAAGGAUGAUCACGAGGAGUUGAAUAAAUCUUUAGAUACAAAGGCAAAAGAAUCCGGAAGUGUGGUUAUUCCUCAAGAAAAAUAUGACGAGCUCAUUGAGUUGGAAAUUUCAACCAAGGAUAAACAUAUUCUUGACAAAUCCCAAUAUGAUUCGUUGUUGAACCCUGACGAGGAUACCCUUAGAAAACAUGCUUCUACUAAUGGUUUAGUUAUGGUAACACAUGAUGAAUAUGAUACUAUGAAGGCAGAUUUAAACGAAUCGUUAGAAUCCAAAGCUGAUAAACAUGGAUCUGUGUUAAUCAGUAAAGAAGAUCACGAAAAAUUAGUAUCACCUUCUAAAGAACAAUUGAUGGCUCAUUCCAAAGCCUUGGGUCAUGUUCUUGUCCCAUUAGAAGACCAUAAGAAGAAUUCCACCCCUAUUGAGGAAAGAGCCAGAAAUCUUGGAAUGGUAAUGAUUUCAGCUAAUGAAUUAUCAGCCUUGAAAGCUAAGGUGAAGAGUCCUGAUGUCGAAGAUAUCAGAAGUAAAUUACCUUCUCAUACAAUCAUCACUAACGAAGAACAUGAAGAAUUGACCAAAUCUCUUGAAACCAAAGCUCAUGAUAAUGGUAUGAAAUUAGUACCAGUUGAAGAAUACAGUCAAUUGGUCAAACCAUUAGAAGUACGUGCUGAAGAGAAGGGAGUUAAAUUGGUAACCCAAGAAGAAUAUGAUAAACUCAUUGUUGAUUCCACCAUGCCUAGUGUUGAGUUUAUCCGUAGUAAAGCCAAGGAUAACGGCAUGGAGGUCAUUCCAAGUGAAGAAUUACAAGAAUUGCACACUUUAUCUUCUAAAUCUUUAGCUGAAAGAGCGGGUGAUGAAGGAUUGAUGGUGAUUUCCCGAGAUGAAUAUGAUUCUCCAAGUUUACAAUACUUAUUGGAUUGUGCCAGUAAACAACAUAUGGAAAUGGUACCGUUGAUUGAAUUCAACGAUUUAACCAAUCGUGCCAAUGAAUCCUUAGAGAGUAAAUUGGAUAAAGCAGGUAAGAUUGCCAUUGAUAAAGAUGAAUAUAAGAAGUAUAAACGAGGAAGUAUUGAUGACCUUCUUAAUGGAGAUGAAGGUACUAAGAGUUCAUUGAAAUCUUUGAUAGAAACUUCUAUGGGAAUAAGAAUGUUAAGUAAUGAAGAAUUUGAUAAAGAAAAGAAAUCAGCUUCAGAAACAAUUGGUCAAAGUAUAAGAGCCAACAGAAGAGCUUCAAGAGAUGUUUCAUUAUACAGUGGAGAAAAUUUCGUUGAUGCUGAAGAUUCUUUCUUAUUAGAUGAAGAGGAAUUAGCUAUGAGUGCUGCAAGAAUUGGUAUGGUUGCUAUCAAACAUGAUGAAUAUAUCAAGUUAUUAUCAGUUGAUGAACAAGAUAUCAAAGAAUAUGCUCAAGAGCGUGAUCUUGAGAUCUUAAGUAAGAAUGAUCUUAUCAAACUUAAACAACAAUUGAGUGAAAAGGAUGAUAAGAUCUUUGAAUUAUCGAAUCAAGCGGUGGAACUCAAUAAGGAAACCAUAUCCAUGAAAGGUAGAGAAUUAGGAUUAAUCUUUAUUGAAGGAGAUGAAUAUGAAUCCUUACGUUCUAAAUCUAUUGAUAAUGUAACUGGUGAUCAAAUUGAUACUUUAGCUGAGAAAUUCGGUUUAAUUACCAUGUCUAAGUCUCAAUAUGAUGCUUUCAAACAGAAUAAUGAUAUUUUAUCUGAUCCAGAGAAAUUCUUCAAAUUUGGUGGUAGUUUGGGUUACCUUGUAUUACCAGCAACUGCUUUCAUUGCUACUACAGCUUUAAGAGAACCUGAACCACUGAAAAUAUCAGCUAUUCCAACGUCUUAUUACAAUAAGUUAUUAAGAAAUGAAACACUUAAUGUUGAAAAGAUGGCUGAUGAUGUGUUUAAGGCCCAUGCUGAAAAGAGAGGUUUCAAACAUGAAAACGAUAUCAUUACUUCAGCUCCUGUUACCGAUUCCGAAUCCGAUUUCAAAGAUAGUCCCGAAAUUGCCAAUGUAGCUAAAUUCGUUGCUCCUAGAAAUUCUGUUAAAUCAACCCCUGCUAUGACAAGAUCUAAUUUAUCCAUUCAUUCAAAUGCUCAUAGUUUUGCUGAUACUUUGAAUACUACCGGUAUCUUGUCAUUAGCUACUAAUGUAUCAUUGACUGAUAGAUCAAUGAUCCCCGCCAUUGCUCAAGUAGUUAUUGGGGAAUUUGUUUGGAAAUACCAUCGUAAAUUGGGACCUUUCUCAUCUAUUGGAGAUCUGAGACAUGAAAGAUAUUUCUGGGUUCAUCCAUAUUCUUUAACCCUUUAUUGGUCAACCGUUAACCCUUCAAUGUCCAACCCAAGUGAAGUUAAAACCAAAGCUGCUGCUAUUGUUAGUGUUGAAAGUGUUGAAGAUAAUAAUCCUUUACCUCCAGGAAUUUAUCACAAGAGUAUUAUUGUUCAUUCUCAAACUAAAUCCAUCAAGUUUACUUGUGCCAACAGAAGGAGACAUAAUGUUUGGUUUAAUGCUUUGAGAUAUAUGAUCAAUAGAGAUUUAAGUGAAAUGUCCUAUGAUCAUGAGGAUUUCUUUGACGAAAGAGAUGAAGAUGAAGGUGAAAGUUUGAAUGAUAAUAUUGAUCUUUUAAGUGAAAGAAGAACUCAACCAAGAAAGAGAGUCAGUUCAACACCUUCUCAAAUGUUUAGACAAAGAUCAAGUAUAAGAAUGAGUAGAUUUAAUUCUUUAAAGAGAUAA